Thelazia callipaeda (thelaziosis nematode) is the source of this 909-nucleotide messenger RNA. NCBI's taxonomy places the organism in Eukaryota, Metazoa, Nematoda, Chromadorea, Rhabditida, Thelaziidae. The record is from the annotation of a GenBank genome assembly.
AUGUUUUCGGUAUCUAUGGCUAUUAUGACGAUACCAUUACUUUACAGUUAUGUCACUCAUUUGCAUACUAAAGUUUUGGACGAAACAGAUUUUUGCAAAAUGAAUUCACGUAAUAUGUGGCAUGAAAUUUUCGCAUUGAAUAAUCAACGUCAAGACAAAAGACGUGAAAAACGUGGUUGGCUAUUUGGGCAGUGGCGUGAUGACGACGUUGGCGAUGCGGGGGGCAGCGGUGCAUAUGGUCCUCCAUCACCCGCGCCAUUGUUUGAACCACCAUCACCACCAGCAGUAGCUGAAACAUCAGAAAAAACAGUAGUACGUAUGAUGCAUUGUAUGUGUGAAAAUGGACCACCUGGAGCACCAGGAUUACCUGGAGAUGAUGGAAAAGAUGGCAAAGAUGGAUUACCAGGUCAAGAUGGAAAACCCGGUAAAGAUGGCAAAAUAAUACCGCAUGAUGGCUUACAAAUUGAACCUUGCAUAAUUUGUAUGCCUGGUUCUGCUGGACCAUCUGGACAACCGGGGAAUAAAGGACCACCAGGACCUCGUGGUGAAUCUGGUCAGCCAGGACAUGAUGGAAAAAAAGGAUCACAAGGUAUGGUUGGACAACCCGGUCCAGUGGGUAAAACAGGAGACCCUGGACCUCGAGGCAAAAAAGGAGAAGAUGGAAAGGUUAUCCCCUUACAAGGACCUUCGGGAUUACCGGGACCAGUUGGGCCACCAGGACCUCCAGGUCUAAAAGGACCAAAAGGAAAUCGUGGAAAUACUAUUUUCGGACCACGCGGUGCACCAGGCGAACCCGGCAAAAAAGGCAAAAGUGGGCGAAAAGGACCGCCAGGAUUGCAAGGCAUACAUGGAAUGAUCGGUUCACAUCUUCCCUUGUUUAAAUAUACUUUUCAAAUAAAUGUUAUUUAA